AUGGCAAAAAGAUAUUGGAACAUCAAUUUGGAAGAGAUGAUGGAAGCAGGAGUUCAUUUUGGUCAUGGUACUAGAAAAUGGAAUCCUAGAAUGGCACCUUAUAUCUCCGCAAAGCGUAAAGGUAUUCAUAUUACAAAUCUGACUAGAACUGCUCGUUUUUUAUCAGAAGCUUGUGAUUUAGUGUUUGAUGCAGCAAGUAGGGGAAAACAAUUCUUAAUUGUUGGGACCAAAAAUAAAGCAGCUGAUUCAGUGGCGCGGGCUGCAAUAAGGGCUCGGUGUCAUUAUGUUAAUAAAAAAUGGCUUGGUGGUAUGUUAACAAAUUGGUCCACUACAGAAACGAGACUUCAUAAGUUUAGAGACUUGAGAACAGAACAAAAGACAGGGAGACUCAACCGUCUUCCGAAAAGGGAUGCAGCUGUGUUGAAGAGACAAUUAUCUCACUUGCAAACAUAUCUAGGCGGGAUUAAAUAUAUGACGGGGUUGCCUGAUAUUGUGAUCAUCAUCGAUCAGCAAGAAGAAUAUACAGCUCUUCGAGAAUGUAUCACUUUGGGAAUUCCAACAAUUUCUUUAAUCGAUACAAAUUGUGAUCCCGAUCUCGCAGAUAUUUCGAUUCCAGCAAAUGAUGACGCCAUAGCUUCAAUUCGAUUAAUUCUUAACAAAUUAGUAUUCGCAAUUUGUGAGGGUCAUUCUAGCUAUAUACAAAAUUCUUGA
Molecule: messenger RNA, 711 nt
Organism: Carica papaya (papaya)
Lineage: Eukaryota; Viridiplantae; Streptophyta; Magnoliopsida; Brassicales; Caricaceae
Source: the annotation of a RefSeq genome assembly